Molecule: messenger RNA, 1489 nt
Organism: Strigops habroptila (Kakapo)
Lineage: Eukaryota; Metazoa; Chordata; Aves; Psittaciformes; Psittacidae
Gene: ZMYND12
Product: zinc finger MYND-type containing 12
Exons: 8
Coding region: 97-1230 (377 amino acids)
Molecular function (GO): protein binding
Source: RefSeq, a predicted model, not a curated record
CGCCGCCUCCGCCAUUAGUCCGCAACGGAAAAAGCUUUCCCCUCCCACCACCCCCCACCAACACCCCGCACCGAGCCCCGCCUCGCCUUCCGCCGGAUGCGGCGGAGAUCGUCCCGGAAGGGUUGCCGUGACAACGCGGCGGCGGUGGCGGUAGCGGUGGAGGGGUCCCGCCGGUGCGAGCUGUGCGGGGCCGCGGCGCGGGUUCGCUGCGGCCACUGCCGCAUCACGCACUACUGUGAUAAGGAUCAUCAGAAAGCUGACUGGGUCAGUAUCCACAAGCAAAUAUGCCAGCUGCUGAUCCCAAUCCGCACGUCCCUCCCAUGUCCCCCUACGGAAAGAGAGAGAAAGCAUGGUAUGGAGCAGCUGCUGAGGAGGCAGAAAUACAUCAUCGACGUGGCGUACAGCACAGCCCAGGAGUUUGUUUGGGAUGGGAAGCACGAGGAAGCGCGGCCGGCAGCUCUGCAUGCGCUGCGCUUCAGCAUCGAGGUGUACGGCUCCAAUUCCCUGCAACUGGUGCCUGCUUAUCUCCUCUUGGCUGAGGCCUCCACUGGUGCUGGGCAUCUCCCAGAGGCGUCAAAGUAUCUCUCCCAAGCCGAGUGGAUUGUCCUCAGAACCCCAGACUGCAGUGCUGCUGUUCAGUACAAAUUGCAUCGUAGUCUGGGGCUGUUCUGUGCUGCUAAAGGGAACUUCGAGCAGGCUUUAUACCACCUGGCAAACGAUGUUUACCUUGCUAGUUCUACGUUUGGACUACAGUCUAUUGAGACCUCUGGAGGUUAUUUCCACAUGGCUAAUAUUUUCUUCCGCCAGAACAAAAUGGACAUAGCAAACUCGCUCUACGCUGAGGUGGCCGGCGCCUGGCAUGCCUUUCUCCUGAAGUCACUCCAAGCCCAGCAGCAGGUUCUCAAGUUGCGACCGGAAAUGUCUCUUUUCACCAAGGACAGGGAAGUCAGUGAGGAGCCCAUGACUGAAGCCCAGCAAGUAGAAGGAAUCCGAGUGCUGAAUGCCAUAUUAGACAUCAGAGAACAGGCACCAACACAACAACCUGGGGAAACUGCCAAAGUCCUGCACGCUCUUGCCAUGCUUCACUACCUGCUCAUGGAUCUACCAAAGGCUCGGGAGCUGGGGCUGAAAGCCUUUGAGCUGGUGAAACAACUGCCCCAGCAGGAGUCUCUCGAACCCCUCAGGCACUUGUUGAAGCUGAUGAACGUGGAGCCUUCCUCCACAAAAUGAAGAACUUCCUACCAGAGCAGCUCUUUGGCCAUUGUCACUGAACACAAAGGGUGUUCCCAGCCGUGUCCUCGCUGCUGCUGCCACCUCUCCUGUCUCAAGGUGUUUGGAAAUCAAUCAUUUUGGGAUGAGCUCACUCUCCCAACCUCCAUAGCCUGUUAUGGAGUAACUGGGUGAGGGUGAGGGACAAAAGCACAACCACCUGAUGCAUAAUUCAUUACCUGAUGAUUUAUGAAUAAACCAAUGGCCUCUUCCACCCGCA